AUGUGAGUAUUGUGUGUGCCGAGCACAUACACAACAUAUAGUUUCUGGUGUUGUGUGCUUUUUUUUCCCUCUUCUCCAUUCCCAUUUAUUCCUUUCGUUUCUUUUCACUCUCUGCACUCUCGAGAAAUAUUUCAGUUUGUGUUUCACAUUUUCGUUUGAAUAUGUUUUCGUGGAUGCCAAACAUACAAGCGAACAAAGACAUAAACAAAAUACGCCUGCCGAAAAUCCGAAUGAAAUUGAGCUAACGCGAGUGCAAUGAUCAUCAUAAACAUCACAACAUUUCAACUUGGUCCACCAAGCAUUGUUACUGUGUGUGAACAAUGAAGUGUUUCUUAUUUUUAUUUUUUCUAUUUUUUAUUCUUUCAUUUUCAUUGAUACGUAAAAUAUGUGAUUAGUUUGUGUGCUUUAAAUCCAUUUCGAUCACAUUCGAUUAGUUAGUGCUUUUAAUUCUCACGGCAUCGAAUCGAAUCGAAUCGAUAAGUGUAAAUUCAAACAUAUAUAUAUAUAUAUAUACACACGCACGGAGAAGAAACGAAAAAAAAAAAUAUUUACAAAUCAAAUCAAGCAGUCAACCAUACGCAACACAUACGCCAGCUAAGAUGGACGUUAUAAAUUCAAAUUCGUCCGAUGGCAUCCAGAAGAAAAAACAAAAGCGACCACGAAUCAAUGCAAAAAUCAAACAAUUUUCGAUUGAAAUUUAUUUCAUGUGGUUUAGUGCAUUGAUAUUUUUCGCCGAAACAUUUGUUGAUUUUAUGCUAGUUUGUUGUUACUUCGUGAAAAAUGAAGUACAGUAUGGAGUUAUAACGUUGACGCUAGUAAUUGUACCAUCAGUGUUGUGUCAAAUUUAUUCAUUGUGGCUGCUGCGAUCGGAUAGUACGGUUAGCGCCAGAGCACUUAUGAUGCACAUUUUAUUGCUCGGCAUUCCAUAUCGAUACCAAAAUAUUCUGCACAAAAUUUCACGCAAGGAUAAAUCAAUGUCGGAUGAUGAGGAACACACCGUUGAAGUGAUAAUCGAUCGUAUUCGCGAUGUGAACGCCAUACAAACUGUUAAUGCCAUAUUCCAAUAUUGUCCACAGUUCCUUUUCCAGUCAUUUCUCAUAGUCUAUCGUCACUACAAGUAUCUUAUGACAGGUGUUUCAGCUGGUCUGGCAGUUUUUUCAUUUCUCUGGCACAUUUUCAUCCAUUUCUUCUAUUUAAUACGACGUUUUAAUGAGGAUUAUAAACUGAAUGUACAUUCAACCGGUGCACCAACACGAUCAACAACGCACAUUAUCGACAAUUUAUCGUCGUCACAUAACUCAAAUUCGCAAGUCUUUUUACCAAUUAACGGAACGAUUGACUCGAAUGAAGCGACUGUCACACCGAUCAUUGAUUUACCAAAUGUCAUUGAUGCAUCUAAUUUACCCGAAGAUUUGAAAACAUUUGAAAAGGCUUCUUAUAAGACUGACAUGAAGAAUUUCGUUGAGUCAAAAAAACAUGGCGUAAAAAAUGUGGAGAAAACGAAAAUGUUCGGUUUCAAUAAACGUCAACCGAUUUAUGAGCACGAGGAAUUUGACAUGAUGUGUGAUUCAACAAAUUUUUCAACGAUUUUUUUUGAAGUGAACGAUAGCAAUUAUAUGACUUCAAGUAAAUUGGAUAAUUCACGAAUUUCAUCAUCAACACAAACCGAACAACCCAAGUUACGUGAAAUGUGCAAAUCAAUGGACGAUUUACAACAAUCGAGCCCAAACAAAGCCAUUCUAUUUCACAAACUCUCCUCAUCAACCGACAAUUUGAAGCAAAUCGAACGGGUCAAUUCAUCCGCUGAUGAUAGCCCAAAUUGUCUAGACAGCAUGCAAAAUAUAUCAGACAGUCGUAAUAGUUUACUUAAACGCAAAGGAAUCUGUUCAUCACAGGAAAUGCUUCAUUUAGUCGAUAUUAUGAGUGAUCACAUUUCAGCAGAGCAGGUGGAUGUGUUAGCAAAGAGUUUGAUUGAAUUGGGCGGUGCUGAAAGUUCCAGAGCUGAAGCCGAACAAAAAUUGCAAGAUCUCGAUCGAGUGUCAUUGUUAGAAAGAUUACCCGAAAUUAUCGACGAUAAGCUUAUCGAAAACAUUGAUGCGGCCAUUUAUGAAAAUCAAAUAAUCUUCCAAGAGCGAAUUCGAAAGAAUCAACUAACCAUUCAGAAUUUAAAGCUACAAGAUCAAUUGUUAUCAAAGUAUAUUGAAGAUUUCAAAUUGUUGCCGGGCGAUGGUAUGAGCGUGUGUGAUUAUGAAAAUAUGUGCUUUGCUAAUAUUGCACAGCAAACAAAUGGCAUCAAACAUUGGCGAAAUUAUUUACAAGAUAUUGAUACAAAUCAACAUGAUGAUUCAACGAUGCAGCAUAGUAGCUUUUAUAUGCAUACGAACACAAUUUCAAAUUCAUUUACCGAUUUGUAUAUCAAUGAGAAUGACUUUGGAUCGACAGCAAGUGGUCAGUUUACCGAUAAAAAUGUCAGCACCCUUGUGAAUGCGACAAGUAGCAAUCUGAUGAAUUACAGCUGUGAUGAUGAUGAAACUAACGAAAAUUAUUAUAUGAACAUGACAAAAGGCACCAAUUCACUGUCACCAAUGCUACCGUAUAAUCAAUGCCAAAAGAAUAUUUUGGUACAAACCAUUAAUAAAAUUAAUCACAGCGUCGUCGACUCACCAAUUAUCAUUCGGACAAAAUCAGAUGCGGCCUUGAAAAGCGAUUGAUUUAUAUUUUUUUUUAAAUAAAAAAGACUUAUUAAUUUUAUUUAGUUUUUACUAUACAAUUUGAAACUAAAGUUUCAUUUAGUUUCCUUACAAAAGAUAUGGAUGCAAAAGUGAGAUAACAAAUAAAAAUCUAGUGAUUUAAAUUUUCCCAUAUAUGGGAUAUAUACUUUCCAAAUAAAUGAAAUUUUAAAGAAAAUGAGAAAGUCCACAAAAGAGAUUUAUCACGAUGCAUUUGUAAAAAUAAAAAGCCAUGAAAUAUUA
Messenger RNA from Contarinia nasturtii (swede midge), 2972 nucleotides. RefSeq lists its product as uncharacterized. The record is from RefSeq and is a predicted model, not a curated record. NCBI's taxonomy places the organism in Eukaryota, Metazoa, Arthropoda, Insecta, Diptera, Cecidomyiidae. Bases 600 to 2711 code for a protein of 703 amino acids. The transcript is spliced from 5 exons. Gene Ontology annotation, cellular component: membrane.